AGAGUUUUGCAAUUCUUAUUCAGUUAGUCUUCUUAUUUGGUAAUUAGACUGAAAAAAAAAUGUGAUUUGAUGUAUUCAAUAAGAUUUGAAGUGGUAAUGAAUCAUUGUGUCUUGUAACUGAAGGAUUUUUUUAGGUAACUAAAUCAUUUAAAAAGGUAUAUCAUCGCAUGUAUUUGGUUGUUUGGUAUAGUGACUCUGGUGUAGUAUAUCAAAUGCAGUAGGAGUAUGAGAAAGCAAUAGCUAUUCCUUAAGAAAACAGCAUUGGAAUUUUUCCUUUAGUUUUGCCUUUAAAAUAAACAUCAGAGUAGAUUCGGCUCGUGUGAAAAAUCCUGAUGAAUUUAUGCCUGUGUUCUGUAACAUUUCAUCAUCCUCUCACACAAGGCCAUAUGUUUUCCCUGGCUUCCUAAACAGGAAGCUUUUGGUUUUGACAGUGUAUUAGAAAAAUGGCAUACAGGUUUACUUUUUAUGUUUUGGCAGUAAAAAUAAUUCUAGGAGUACUACAUUUAUAGAAAAAAAUAGCUUCUGCAUUGUCUCAGCAUUUUUAAUUCCAAAGCUGAAUUCUUCAUGACUGUUCAGACACAUGGCUCAUUAAUGCACUUUUAGUAACUCUUAAUGAUAAUGCAGUUUGUAAAGUUAUUGUAAAGUGAAGUUAGAGUUAAUGUGACAUAACUUUGCAAUUCUGCAAAAUGUGUAACAAAGGGACUAGCAAAGUGACUUCAUCCAUCUGUGGAAUAUUUCAAGGUCACACCUUUAUUGGCUACAAGAUUUCUAACUAAAAAGACAGAGGAUGACAGUACUUACAGUUUGAUAAUGUUUGCUUACUAAGCGUGAAAUGAAAUUUAACAGUGCAGCAUGUCUGCAUUUGUAAAUUUAUUGUGGUUGUUUGGACUUCUUGGAAAAUGAAAUGUCAAGUUAUCACUCUUGGCUUCCAGGAUGUGCUCUUUAGGCCCAGCAGGAAAGUUCACUUUGUAAACUUUCGUUCUUCCAAUAAGUGUGACAAUAAUUUUUUAAAAUUUAUUUCCAAGCAAAACAAAACUCAUGGCAUGACUGCAUCUGAAGUUAGGAUGUGGUAAUACCAGCACAGCUGGGAGCAUCUGAUGCAGCAGCUGCUCAUUAUUAUAGUCCUUGCUACCACCAGGCAUGAUGUUCAGCUCAGUGGGACAAUGAGUGAGGUUAAGCUCUUAAAAGAUUUCUAGAUUGACAUUCUAUAUCAUAGCAGUACAAAAAUUUGUGUCAUCCACACCUGAAUAACUAGUGCAUGAAGCAAUUUGCAGGAAAGACAACUCUAAGAGUAGAAAUUAGGAUGGUCAGUUAUAAAUACCUGAGACACUGUUUUUAAGGGAUUGAGCUCAGACCUAAGGGGAUAUUUUUAAGGAGAAAGAAUUGCAGAAUAGUUUAUUAAGGAAUCUUAAUUGUCAGUCAAUACCAUGUGAUAAUGGUGGUAUUGGUAUAAAAUCAAAAUGGUGUAAAAUCAGGGAGAAUGCAUGAGCAUGUAUACAGAAUUGCUCUAGUGCUUCUGAGCAAACUGUUGAUGGUUGGGUAAUCCAAAUAACAAUAAUUAACAAGUCAGUUUGUAAAAUACACAUCCUGUCUGAAUUUGCAUCUUUUAGAACUGUAGAUGCAUUCUGAGCAUCUAAAAGAGUGAAAAGGUUUCUUGGGAUAUCUGCAAUAGUUACAAAAUUCUUUGGGAUUGUGAAGUUUUAGCUGUGUCAGUUUUGCACACUAACUGAUACUGAUUUAGCUGGUCUGGUGUAAAAUUUCGUUAGUUUUUUCUUUUAUAAUUUUGUUAGUGUUGGUGAAAACGGAGGUCUCUGAAUAUCUUGGUCUCUUGAAUCUCAAGAUGAUUAAUUACAAGCUCUGCCACUUCAUGUAUAUGUCAGGAAAUAGGGAAUUUGCUCUUUGAGCAGUAUACUCAUUUUCUAUGACUUUAAUAAUUAACAAAGAGGAAUGCUAUGUAUUUCUUGAUAUGCACAUUUUUAGUCAUGUGACCAAAUACAUCAUACGGUACAAAAACUCUAGGAGUCGUGAAUUCCCACAUUAUAAUUUGCAUACCAAGAGAGAAGUAAUGUCUGGAGGUAUGGAUGUUACUGAGGAGCACAGGGCCAAGUGUGAGGAUGAAAAUGAUUUUUAAUAAGUGUUGUAAAGUGGAUGUUUUAGGGAUCACUUCUUGAGAACAGCUUGAAAAGCAUUUGUAUUUGCCAUGGAUGAGGAGUGCCACAGAAGAGGAAUGAAGUAAAUCCUGGUGUACAAAGUAGCUCUAAAGAGAAGUUUGAAAAAUCAGACUUAUUUUGUCUCUUCUGAGUGUCAAAAAUGUAAAUUCCAAGUAACCUUUCAUUUGGGAACUAUCAGCUUUCAAAUAGAAGAAACCUCAGCUAUUCUGUUACUUCUGAAAUGUGUGCUGAGGUCAAGUAUCUCAUAGACUUUAUGAGUGAAAUCAGAAUUAUUUGUUUCAGCUUUUAUUGUUACCCUGUAAAGGGUGCAACAUUGAACAAGUGAUUAUAUUUAGUCCCACAAUUUUAUAUGGCAAAGUUGUUAUUGCAAGAGUGAAUUUACAGCAGAAAAUGUCAAACUGUAUAGCAGAAGUAAAUGAAAUUCAGAAGCUUGGGAUGUGAUGCUUUUUUUUUUUUUCCCUUUGGUUUGCCUCUUAACAUUCAAACACAGGAAUGCUGUUCUCAUGGAGGACGGAGCAGACAUUUUUGAAGUCUGUGCAUUUGCUUUGUCUGUAUUUCCUUUGUUAACAUUGUGGCAGCAGCAUUAAGCAGAUUUUCUCUAUUUUUUUGUUUUCUUUUAAUUUUUCUUUUUUCGGUUCCCCUGGAUGGAAAAAGGUGGACUUGAACUGGGAAACAAAUUACAAACUGAGCAGCAGAACUUGUUCUGUGCCCUUGGAAUGGGGACAGAAGGGAAGUGAAACCUCAUACAUAAAGAGGUGUCAGCAGCUCUCAUUUCCCAAACUGCUGUUUGGCGUGAGAGAGAUGAAGUACCACACUAAUGUUCAAUGGGCCUUGCUACUGAGAGCUGGUGGAUGGAAACCUCCAUCCUUCAGUGCUGUGCCCGUGUACUUGGGCCUCAUUACUGUGAGGUUACAUGUGAAGCUGUCCUUUUUGCCUUUCAAGUAUUUUUACUGUUCUUUUUACUUUGUAUGCUUUGCAGUUUCAGACUGUGUAAAGACAACAGGAAUUACUUAAAACUGGAUGUGGAGGGUAUUGAGAGAGAAGGAGAAGGGUUAAUCCAUCUGGGCAACUGGAUUCUUCAUUGCCAUCAUGUUGGCCUGUGCCUCUAGGGCAGUGGAGUCCAGAUGGAUGGUUUAAUUUGCAUAUAUAUUUACAUAGUCUUUUAUUGUAAAUUCCUGUGAUCAUAAUGAGGAAUUUCUCUGUAGUAGUCUUUUCUUGACAGUUAAGCAGAAUUUUCUUCUUAUCAGAGCUCACCUGCAAUAAAAUCUUUCUAUUUAUCUAUUACAUCUUGACCCUCAUAAAACAUGGAGCUCAGGAUACAGCUCAACUUCCUGUAUGCCUGUGGUUUUUCUUCCCAGAGGUGCUUCUCCAUUACUUCAGUUUCAUAGUUGCCUCCAGAUUUUUUGUAUUUUUCCCUUCAGAUUUCUUUCUUGUUACCCAUCUUUUAUUACUUCUAACUGCUCUUGCAGUUUAUUAAACAAAUUACAGAAGUUUCUUGUUGCAAUAAUUGGUUCAUCAGAGAAAUGCAAAAUAGAUGACUGGUGGAUGUUUUCAAUAAUGAAACAUAACAGGGUUUUUACUGCUCUUCACAACUAAAUAUUGAUAAUAGAAGAGGGAGAACACAGCAAAAACUCUCUUACAUGAACUCUUGCAUGUAAAGAGAUGUUGAAUGUUUGAUUCUCCUGUGACUUAAAUCUCACACAACAUAUUCAAAGAGGUCUUCCACUGUCAAUUAACUGUGAAAUCCCACCUUUUGCAACCUUGUUUGAUGGCACGCUAUAGCUCCUGUGGUCUUCAGCCUCAGAAAAUAUUUUGAUGCUUUUGUUUUAAGAACUGCAUUAAGUAUAUUAGCUAGGUAUUUUUGUUCUGGCUAGUUGUAAUUUCAUAAAUUAAUUAUUCAUUCUUUCCAGUGCUCUAUGUGCAUUUUAAUUAUUGUUAGAGUUGAAAUGUGCAGUUGUUAAAGAGUCAAAAAUUAGGGAAAUAUAAUGUUGUUUUUACUCAGGGAGUAGUAAAAACCAUAUCCAUAUUCUAAACUACUUUUUCAUAUGUAUUUCAUAGUUGAUUUGAGAUAUCUUUUGUGCAUAAAACACACAUAAGAUGCAAAAUCUGGGUAGUGUUCCCUCUAGCCAUUUGCUACAUUUCUUUAGAAAGAUGAAAACACCUUUAAUUCAGACUUUCCAAAGAACUGUGUUCUAGUUUUACUAUUUUAAAAUUUCAGUCUUCUCCUUUAACCCUGAAGGGGUUUGACAUAUCGUUGGAAUAGUUCUCUGCUUAGCUUUUCAUGAAGAAUGAUUAUUGGUGUCACAAAAUAUUAAGGAAAUUCAAACUUUUAUUUAUACUUAAUUUUACCUGAGCGGUAUUUCCUUGGUGGUGGUAAAAUUAGCAUUUGUUAAUGCAUAUUUGUAUAUUCUAAUUAGCCACUUACUUAAAGCCAAAUAGGCUAGAAAGAAGAGAAAAAACCAGAAUGUAUGCAAACGGCUUUAGCUGAAUUGAAGGGGGAAAAAAAAAAGUGUUUUUUCCCCUGAAGCAUACAUUCUGCAUGAAAUUCAACUUGACAAGUGACCCUUUCAAAACAGCGCCACAAAGAUUUCUCGGCAUUCUCCAUAUAUGAGAGGCAGCAUUCUUGUAUUGUACACACAAGCACUCCCCCAAUUCCCUCUAAAUGAAAGUAGCCUCUUCCUCUGUCCUUUGUGCUCUAUUUUAUCCUCAUCCCUGUGUUGGCAUUCACAUUUAUGAGCACACUUUUAUGUGAGAAAAUUUUGCAAAAGAGCAAAACCACUGAGGAUGUUAAUACAAAAUAACAUAUAUGAUUAAAUGCAAUAAAGAACUCAAGUUCUUAAUUUUAUUAAUUUCAAAGUUAUGAAAAUGUGUGUGUGUUCACUUGCAAAAAAAAGGAAAAAAGAGGGAAAAGAAAAACUAUUUGGCAGUUAAUUUAAUUUACAGCUAGGUGAUGCAAAAGCUGAACUCCAGCUCUCAAGUCUUGCAUUAAUUUAGGAGCAGAGGACAAAAAUGGUCUAUGAUUCUGUGUGAGCAAUUAAUAGCAAGAAUGUAUGACUUGUGAAAUGGAAUGCAAUGCAUUAAAAUCAGAGCAAACUGAUAAUUUAGCAGUGUAUAACAAGUAUCAGAUUAUAAAAAUAGCAGUAUGGAUCAGCAGUAUUUUAUCACCAUCCAGUUCUCUUGCAGCAACGGUCUAGAGAUAGUGCACUGGUUAUCCUGCAUGUAUAUCAACUGUCAAAUGGGAGAGAUACGCAGUGCAAUAUUUAGUAUGUCCCAUGCCUUCAUAUGUAAUGUUCUUUUCAGAUGUCUUUAGGGAGAGAACAAAACUUGUGUUCAGAAUCUGGCUUGACAGAGGGGUUUUGGGUGGAGCAGUUCUACCUCAGGGGGUGGUGGGCUGCUGCUAGGUACUCCUCACACACAGUAUUGGCUUUGAGCACAGCACUGCUCCUGCGUAUAUGGGCCAUAUGUUCUUACAGAGUGUAGUAGAUUGUUGAUAACAGGUAUUUUAUAAUUUUCAAAUUGAUAAGGUCACAUUUUGCACCAAGAUAUUUAGGGCAACGAGUGGAAAAUUGCAGCCUUGACAUGAGCUAUUGUCGCGUGUGAACAAACAUCCCUUGAAAAACUAGAGAGUCAGACAAAAUGAUACUGUAAGAUAAAAAAGGGGAAUAGUUCCUUUGUUAGUUAUUGCUGGUCUUCAAAAACAAUGACAGCAGGUUAUCAAAGACAUCCCUCAGUUGAAGGAGAACCAGAGAAGAAAUGAUCAUUUCUUCCCUUUGAGGUUUGCUGUACCUUUAUGCUUAGGGGUUUGAGGGAGGUGGGAAAAAACCUGUUUCCUGUAUUCAGCCAGCCUCCAAGAGCUGUUUAUAUUAAUCUUAAUUUUUGUAUUGUCCAUGUAUAAUUCUGUGGGGUUUUUCCACAAGAGUAACCUGAAGCAGGUAGAUCUCUGCAACUGCCAUCCUGUGCUCUCUUACAUAGUUGCCUCCCAAUGAGGGGCAUUGCUUCCCCCAGCAGAAGACUCUUAGGGCUGCCCAGGGAAGCAGAGGGAGAUACAGGAGGGUAGGAGGGUUCAUGUCUAAACUAUUCUUUUAAACACUGAAUAGUGAUUACCAGAGUGCAAAAUACUGCCCCAAACUGUUAAUAUUUGGUGCCCAUUCCAUUCUGUAUUUAUGAUGCAACGCAUUAGGGAGUCUUGCUUCAUAUACAGGCUCUGGUUUCAAAGCAUCAUGUUUGCAAGUCCACUCAAAUGGAAAUACUUGUUAAAUAUUUACCACCAUAGUGGCUUAUCCUUGGAUACCAAGACGUUUUUUCUGCUGCUUUUCCCAAAUACUGGGAAAAGUGCUGUAGAAAAGAAGUAUGUCACUUGAGAAAGUUUACCUUGAUAACUGUAUAGCUAAUUUUGUGCAAAUAAAAUGUUAAAUGCAGAUAUUUUACAUUAUGAGAAACCUAAUCUUUGCUCUGGGUAGGGUAUAAAGACAAGUUAAAGCUUAAAUGAUGACAUCUGUCUUCAAGAAAAUUAUCCAUGGCUGCACAAGCAUUUAUGCUUCAGCUCAACUUUUCAAAAAGGACUGUCUUAUUUAUGUAUGUUUUAUUAUUGCUAUGAGGUCUUUUCCAGUAAGUCACUGACAUGAGAGUGAUCCAGUUUGAUGGAGCUUCUCCUUAACUUAAACAAAUUAAUUAUCAGAGUGGGGUAUGCAAAUAUUAUCUAAUCGGUGCCACUUGGCAACAUUUUUAUUAUGCCAGUCAUGCUGGAGACAGCACGACAAUCCUUGCUUCUUCUAAGAAGUCCCCUUGGAAAUGGCAAUAGAAUGCUUGCUUUGAUUGGAGUAGGCAGAAAGGAUGAACCAAAGAGCUUCAGACAUACUAACAUUGCAACUUCCUGUUGUGACAUUAAAACACCAGAACAUUGAUUGUUCAAAUUCUAAUUCAGAGACAGCUUCAGAAUAUAAACCAACAUCUAAUUUUAUGCCCUCUGGGCAUAAUUAUCCUAUUCUCUUUGUCGUUAAGGAUGAAACUCAUUGUCAUCUAUGGUGUUUUGCAUUUUAAAAAUUUGAAAGGCAGUGUUUGUUUCUUUCUCUGUUUGUCCUAUCCAAACAAUAUACCUUUCUGAAACUGCCGUAUGCCUCUAUUAGUUUCUACUUUUUUAUUUCUUUUCGGGCAGAAGGUUGAAAGAACCAUGUUCAUGUUCAUUAAGAAAUGAGUUCUUCUCCACAAGAAGCUGCAGAAGGAUGAAUCCUGAGCAAUGGGGAAGCAGUAGUUAAGCUGUUUAUUUGGGUUUUUUUUCUAACUACUGUGUUUAUGAAACUGAGUUCUCUGUGUAUACCUUUGAAAGUAGGACUAUGAUUAAAUAUUUACAGGUAUGGCAUGAGGAGUUGCUAAUGAAUGUCUCCAGCAUUUUCAGCAAACAGUAGCAGUGGUAUGUAAUGCAUAUGAAGCAAAAAUUUUUUUUGAGAAAUCUUACUAGUAUAGUAAAGCACUUAAUGCUCUGAUUUGUAUUAAUAUAUAACAACAAUGUCCUCAGUUUAGGUAUUUCCUUCGCUUUAAAUUGCCCCAAAUACCACAGUAUUUUAGGUCAGAGAAAAUCCAAUCAAAAGCUUAGCUUGCUCUAUGUUUGUUUUUUUUUUUAAAUUAUGUAAAAAUUCUGAAAUUAUAUGUGUCUGCUGUUUGCAUUCAUGUAAAAGGAAAUGGCUAUAUGAUUUACAUGCUGCCAGGAUUGUCAGUUCAUGUGUUAGAAACUGUGGGCCUGCUUCUGCAUCUUCAGAGUAGGAGAUGGAACCUGGUCUGUGUAGAUAGUAGUAGGUGAUGGGAUAGAGUGAGGUGCAGCAGAGCUUGAACCCCCCUCUGCUUAGCUGAGGAGAGCUUGUGCUCCCCCACAACCCCUUCAUACUUUACACAGAACAUAGGUGGGAGCUGUUACCAUGAGCACUGGCCAAUAAUACCAUUUGGUGCAUUAUUUUUUGCUUUACUGUAGCAGCCAUAUAGCUGUGUGAUGCACCUCAUGAGCAUGAGAGAGAAGGGGGGGAAGUCCAUUGCACAAGGUAGUAAUGUACUUUCCAAAGGUGAAAAUUUGCCCAGUCUUAGAUUGGUUCUCUCUAGAGAGUGGUCAGGCAGUUGACGUCCUGCACCUGCUGCUUGUGCUGCUACUUCAGAUGAUUUGGUUGCUCCCAUAUCUGCUUAUUUGCUGUAUUUUUCUUGUUAUGGAUUGGCCUGAAGUCUCCCUGGGGUGUGCUGAGGACUAGGGAAACUGCUUCUGCUGCAGCAUGUUGAGGAACAGAGGCACUGGAAAAGGUUGUAUUUACUUAGUAAAAGCCAAGUGUGUCUGCUUAUUCCAGUUUUCAGCUUCCAUUUAGAAGACAGUUUAAAAGCCAGGAAGUUUUACAUUUUCUUCUUUUUAAAAAGCUUUGUAAUUUUUAAUUAAACUUAAUAAUUUAACUUCAUGGAGCAGUGAUGGCUGCAAGACUUCUGUCUUGACUGUUUCUGACACCUACAAACACCUUUUCCACAUCUGUCAGGGAAAGUCCUCAAACAUUCAAACCAACAUUCAAACAAACAAAGUCCUCAAACCAACAUUUCCCUCUCUGAAAAGAGAGUCCUGCCUGUGCUGUAGGCUACAUCUUUGGUCUUCAUGUUUCGUGACAGUAAUGUUUUUGCUGCUUGGUGGCAGAGCGCGGAAGAGAUGCAAGUUGAAAUCUUCAAAACAUACAGUGAUCCCUUCCUAAAGUCCAUAGGUGGAGUUUCAUUGGCUUUUUAAAUUUUGGCAAUAUGCCUGUAAUACUCCUCUAAGGUCUUUACCGUUUGAAAGUUGAAAGCUGUAUGUUAAAAACAGACUUGUAAUGAAACACAACCUCCUUAUAGAAGUUUCACUAAAAAUAGUUCUGGUGGUGCCUGGGGGGUGUUCAUCAGCUAGCGACAGCGACUGCUUUUUCACAGCGGGCAAGCAGGGCUGGUGAGGUCAAGAAGGAUGAGUCUGUAUUCCUGUGGGGAGCUUGGCAGGAGCAUCCAGGGAUUUUUGAGCUUUUACAGAUAAAAUGAGUGUGAGUUUGUGACAAUAUUGUUUUAAAAUACCUGAAAAGCUGCAACAAUCCAGCUCCAUCUCACUGUGUGUGUGUGUUUUAGGAUCCUCAGGUAUCAGGUCUAGUUGACAUCUACUUAUAACUUUCACAUGUUUCAAAACUAGAAAAUCCCAACUUAAUACUGAUUAAUCUAUGCAUUCUUCUUUUGAAACAGAAUUGAUAAGUUACAAUCCUGGCUUUUGCUUUACUUCUUCUUUUCUUUUUUUGAAAACAUUGCCCUGGUUUACUCUUUGCAAAAUGACUCACUGAAAUGUCUGCAUUACCAGAAACUAAUCCCUGCUCUGCAUGCUCUUCCUUUUCUAGAUGAUGAACCUGUAAAAUCUGUUUUACAGGAAGACUUUCUGACUUCCUUAUGCUCUUAAGUGCAAAAUGGUAUCUCUUGGGAGCCUGGAUGCAAGUGACCAUGUUCAGCACAUAGUUUGACUGAGGUGACUGCUUGAUCCCUGACUUGUGCCAACAGACAGAAGUAGUCCUGCUGGACUAGAGACUUCCUGGGCUUGUGGAAAUGUGAGGACCAUAAAAAGCCCCUGAUAGAUGUCAGCAUGUUAGGAUUCGAGCAGUCACUGCUUUUGUUUGUGUGUGGGAGGGAAACUUCAUCAGAAACACGGAUGAAAUUCCAGCCUUAUCUUAGGGAAUGCAUGUGGGUUUCAGGCAUGCAGCGAGAGAAGAGAGCAGUGCCUUUUCAGACUUCUUGUUUCUCUCAUCCUGUGCAAAGGAUAUUCUGCCGCACCCUAAUUUUAAAGUUUUUUGGACUCUGCUGGGAUUUGAAAUGAGUAUUGUCAUAGUGUGCUUGUGAUGUCGCUUCCUUUGUUUGCCUAUUGCCAUAUGCCCUGGCCAGCUCUGUAGGAGACCUGUCUGGAGUGCCUUUUAAUGUUUAGAUCUAGCAGUGAUUAGAAUACACUAAUGCCCAGUGGGUAUAUGUGUCAUUUUUUAACAGCUGCCGAGCUUUCUCCCUGCUGCUCCAAUUAACACAUUCGGCGCACACUUGCCGGUGAGUGGGCUGUGUGUAUGGAUUAAACCACUUUGCUAUUUAUUCAUCCAGUGUAUGAGAUGCCAGAAAUGGAUUGGCGUGUUUCCUGUUCUCACAACAAAUAAAAUCAAACGUGCACCUGAGCCUUUGCCUGGGUAGAUAUGAGGGCGGCAUUUAACUGGCGAAUGGAAACCUGUUUUGCCGUGAGAUAUGGUUCAGUCCAUUGACUAACAUCUAUCCCCGCCUCCCAGCCCCUCUUCAAAUGAUGGAGACACAGGAUAGGGAGCUCUCAGUGCUGGGCUUCCCCUUGCUGACAAGCAGGUCUCUUCAACUUUGUCCUCUGCUGCUUAAUAACAGCUUGAAAUCCUGAAAUUCUCCUUUUGCUUCAAUGCUUUCCUCCUUUAUUUAUUUUCAGGUUGAAAUAUUCCAGUCAGUAGAUUUGAUAAAGUGUGUCUCUGUGUGUGUUCCUUUUUUUUAAAAAAAAAGGGAAAACAAUAUGCUUCCUAGUCACAGCUGAGAUAAGGGAGGGGUUGUUUAAUGGUAGCGGAGCGGCUGGUGGGGGCUGCAGCUCUGCUCCGGUGCUUGCGGUUGAUUCAUGCUGGGACAGCUCUUUGUGAAGCAGAGGGCGAAGGGGGCUGCCGGCUGGGGCUGUGAGUGAGGAAGGAGAUGGAGCGCUUCUUGGGCUUUGUCAAGCAGAUAAGAAGAUCAAGAAGAAGGAAAGGCAAAAAGUACCGGCCAGAGGAGGAUUACCACGAGGGCUAUGAGGAUGUCUACUAUUAUGCCUCAGAACAUUUUCGAAAUGAGAGUCCUUACACAAAAUCUGCAAACCAGGCAAAGGCACCUGAUGGAGCACUGUCUGUGAGGAGACAGAGUAUUCCAGAGGAAUUCAAGGGCUCAACAAUAGUUGAAUUAAUGAAAAAAGAAGGCACCACCCUAGGGCUCACGGUAUCGGGUGGUAUCGACAAGGAUGGGAAACCAAGAGUAUCUAACCUUCGUCAAGGAGGAAUCGCUGCUAGGAGUGACCAGCUGGAUGUAGGGGACUACAUCAAAUCUGUGAAUGGAAUCAACCUGACCAAAUUUCGCCACGAUGAGAUCAUCAGCCUGCUCAAGAAUGUUGGUGAAAGGGUUGUGUUAGAAGUGGAGUAUGAGCUGCCUCCAGUCUCUGUACAAGGAUCAGGUCUCAUCUUUAGAACUGUGGAAGUUACUUUACAUAAAGAGGGGAACACUUUUGGAUUUGUAAUAAGAGGUGGAGCACACGAUGACAGAAAUAAAUCUCGUCCUGUAGUAAUAACAUGUGUCAGACCUGGAGGGCCUGCUGACAGAGAGGGCACAAUCAAACCUGGGGACAGGCUGCUGAGUGUUGAUGGGAUCCGACUGUUGGGAACAACACAUGCUGAGGCCAUGAGCAUUCUCAAGCAGUGUGGGCAGGAGGCGACUCUGCUGGUUGAGUACGAUGUCUCAGUGAUGGAUUCAGUAGCAACAGCUUCUGGGCCACUGCUAGUUGAAGUUGCCAAAACUCCUGGUGCUGCUCUUGGGGUUGCACUAUCUACCUCGAUGUGCUGCAACAAACAGGUCAUUGUCAUAGACAAAAUCAAAUCUGCAAGUAUUGCAGACAGAUGUGGUGCAUUACAUGUAGGAGACCAUAUUCUGUCCAUUGAUGGCACCAGCAUGGAGUACUGUACACUGGCGGAAGCAACGCAGUUUUUGGCUAAUGCAGCUGAUAAUGUCAAACUGGAGAUCCUUCCGCACCACCAGACACGGCUAGCACUGAAAGGCCCAGAGCACGUGAAAGUUGAAAGAAGCAACAGGCAACUUACCUGGGACUCGUGUGCCAACAGCCACAGCAGCCUCCUCACCUACCACCAUUAUAACACCUACCACCCUGACCAUUGCAGGAUGCCAGCCUUGAAAUUCCAGAAAGCGCCUCCUCAAAAAAGCCUUCCAGCUCUGGUGUCUUCAUCCUUCUCUCCUACCUCCAUGAGUGCAUACAGCCUGAGUUCCCUGAACAUGGGGACCUUACCUCGCAGCCUCUACUCCACCAGCCCACGUGGGACAAUGAUGAGGCGGAGGAUGAAAAAGAAGGACUUCAAAAGCUCCUUGUCUUUAGCCUCUAGCACUGUUGGUUUGGCUGGGCAGGUCGUCCACACAGAAACCACAGAAGUGGUGCUGACAGCUGACCCCAUGGUGGGGUUUGGGAUACAGCUCCAGGGUAGCGUGUUCACUACCGAGACCUUGUCCUCUCCACCUCUCAUUUCCUACAUUGAGGCUGACAGUCCAGCAGAAAGGUGUGGGGUGCUGCAAAUAGGAGACAGAAUAGUGUCAAUAAAUGGUGUCCCAACAGAAGACAGCACAUUUGAUGAGGCCAAUCAACUGCUCAGAGACUCCUCUAUCACCAACAAGGUCACUUUGGAAAUAGAAUUUGAUGUUGCAGAAUCAGUUAUACCAAGCAGUGGAACAUUUCAUGUGAAACUACCAAAGAAGCAUAAUGUGGAACUUGGCAUCACCAUAAGUUCUCCAUCAAGUAGAAAACCAGGGGACCCUCUGGUUAUUUCUGAUAUCAAGAAAGGAAGUGUUGCUCACAGAACUGGGACACUCGAACUGGGUGAUAAGUUGCUGGCAAUAGAUAAUAUCCGACUUGACAACUGCUCAAUGGAAGAUGCUGUCCAGAUCCUUCAGCACUGCGAGGACCUUGUAAAGUUGAAGAUCCGCAAAGACGAAGAUAACUCCGAUGAACAGGAGAGCUCUGGAGCAAUUAUUUAUACUGUUGAGCUCAAGCGCUAUGGUGGGCCUCUUGGAAUUACAAUCUCUGGUACUGAAGAGCCCUUUGAUCCCAUAAUCAUUUCCAGCCUUACGAAAGGAGGAUUAGCUGAAAGGACUGGGGCAAUUCACAUAGGAGACAGAAUCCUAGCAAUAAAUAGUAGCAGUCUGAAAGGAAAACCUUUGAGUGAAGCCAUUCAUUUGUUACAGAUGGCAGGAGAAACUGUCACCUUGAAAAUCAAGAAGCAAACAGAUGCUACCAGUCCCAAGAAAUUUUCUGUGCCUGUGGGUCACGUGAGUGAGCUGAGUGAUGCUGAAGAUGAAAGCUCUGCUGCACAGAAAUCUGGCAAGCUCUCGGACAUCUAUUCCACUACAGUCCCAAGUGUCGACAGCGCAGUAGAGUCAUGGGAUGGCUCUGGUAUUGAUACCAGCUUUGGAAAUCAAGGACACACCUAUCAGGCUUCAGGAUACAACUUCAAUGCCUAUGAAUGGAGGAGUCCCAAGCAGGGCAGUUUGUCCCCUCCAGGCAAACCACGGAACCACCCAUUCCAUGAUCCAGGGCUGAGUGACGACGAGUGGGACCGACCUGCAGCAAGCAGCACAGCUUCCAAGAAUAUGUGGCAACAGAAGGAGACUGAGACAUUGGGAGAGAAUCAAGAAAACCAUUUAAAACAAACGUCCAUAGAAAGAUCAGGUGGAGAGAGCAUCAGGAACGUGAAGAAAGAGGGAAAGAUGUGGAAAGGUGCCUCUGGAGGGCAAAGGAAAGGUGGGGGACAGCUGGAAGAGUGGAAUACUUCCAGCUUCACAGGUACCCAUGAUAACACCGAGGCUGACCAGGAGGAAAAUUUCUGGUCUCAGGCUCUGGAGGAUUUAGAGACCUGUGGCCAGUCAGGAAUUCUGAGGGAACUAGAGGCCACAAUCAUGUCAGGAAGUACAAUGAGUUUGAAUCAUGAGAACCCACAACCUCGUAACCAGCUGGGAAGACAAGCCAGCUUCCAGGAAAGAAGUUCUGUAAGGCCACAUUACAGUCAAGCUACUCGUAGCAACACAUUGCCGUCAGAUGUGGGGAGAAAGUCCAUGGUUCUGAGAAAAUUUAAGCAAGAAAUGAAAGAAAUCAUGUCACCAACUCCUGUGGAGUUACACAAGGUAACUUUGUACAAGGACUCUGACGGAGAGGACUUUGGGUUCAGUGUCUCAGAUGGUUUAUUGGAAAAAGGAGUGUACGUUAAAAACAUUCGACCAGCUGGCCCUGGUGAUCUGGGAGGGUUAAAACCGUAUGACAGACUUCUACAGGUAAACCACGUUCGCACCAGAGACUUUGACUGCUGUUUGGUUGUGCCCCUCAUCGCAGAAUCUGGCAAUAAGCUGGAACUGGUCAUUAGCAGAAACCCCCUGGCAUCUCAGAAAGGAAGCUCAGAACAGCACACUUCAGGGAGUGGGGAGUGGAGCGACCCGAAUGCUGCCUUCCUUCAGCAGAGCGGACACACCAGUGUCAGCACGGAGACACGGGAUCCUACAAAUACCUUAUAGCAGAAACCACUGGAGCGGGACAUUUGGUAACAAAAGACAAUUAUGGUGCUAAAUCCAUUCAAGAUUGCUCUGAGAUUGAGGCUCAGAUGCUGUACAGCACUGAAAAGCACAGGAGGUCAGUUGGUCUGUCUCAAGGCUUCUAUUAAUCCACGGUUACUUGGGAAAUAGUUUCAUUCUUCAUUAAGUCAAGUCAUUUUCCAUUUUAAGCAAUCUAGGAUUAGUAACAGUAAAAAAAAAAAACAAAACACAUAAGGGCCUUUUUUUUCCCCAAAUAAGAAACUGGGGAGAUGUUUUAAACAUGAUAUAAAUGUUCUUCUCCCUUCAGCAUCAGCAGCUGUUGAUGGGAAAAACAUGGAGUUAACCCCUGCUAACAAACAGUAGUGUCCAGGUUACACUGUUUUUACAAAUCCUUUUAUGAGGAAGGUGCUGCUGUGUGAUGGACAAGGCAGAGUGGUUUACUGCACUGGGUUUUCCUGGGAAAUGGCUACAUCUCUGAUUUUGGAAACCUUUAUUCGCUGGCGAGAAGGGUGCACUCAUUAGACAAAGCAGGGUUUAGAUGUUAUAACAAAAUGCUUGCAGGAAGCUGCAGUUUGCAUUGAACAUUGCUCCCCACUUAGCAAACUUUGUUAGAACAUAUGUUAUUCCCUAUGCAAUGAAAUAUUUAAUGGUAUGUCUUGCAACCUGUGGGGAUUUUUAAGCAGAGACUUUUUUAGUGGGAUAAAACCUCUGACGAGGGAUUACUGAAAAGAGUGAAACUGAAAUGAGUUCAGACAAAUUAGAAAGGUUUUUUUAAAAGAAAAUGGCUUUUUUUAAAUUAUGUCAGUGGAGAUUGAUACAAAAGCUCUUUAAUGAUCCACAAACCUGUAAACUUGUACUGUCACACAUGAGCUUUUUAAUCAGUUUCUUGAAGGAAGAAAGGUCCUAUUUAAUAUGCUUUGUUUUCAGCCUUCUUUAUGAUAAACAUUACCCCCUGCAACACAUUUUUAGAAUAUAAAAUUGUAAAUAUAUUUUACAAACACAUCACACAAAUUGUCUCCUCUCCCCUCUUCCCCCAAGCAAUAAAAUACUGCCAGUUGCUUUAUAUGCUCACCAGCAGCUGCAUUGGUUUAUUCUGGUAUUCAAGUUGUUAUUGGUAAUUAUUGUUAUUGGUGAAUAUAAAGAUACUGGAUUUGUAAAUUUGUAGAGUCUCCAUAUCUAAGCAAUCACCUUACAGAGUUGUUUCUGGUCAAUUUAAACUGUUUAAUGUAUCCCUGUUGCUGUUUCCAGUACAUAAACAAGCUCACCUGCCCUGCACACACACAAGUAUCUCUGAUUUCUAUUUCAGCACUGCCAGAAAAGGUCAGAAUGACAUUAUAGGCUGAAUCAUGUAAAAAAUAAUAAAAAAAAAGAACAAAACAAAAACUCCAAGGUUCAUGAGUCACUUAAAUAUGUAUUUUUAUUUGUAACAAAUAAGUAUUAAACUGUAAAGUAUUUUUGUACAAAUUUAAUACUUUAAUAGCAUGAUAUUUAUCGUCUAUGUUAUGUUUUUUGAAAUUCAAACUGUUGCAAAUAUUUGUAUGGAAAAACUGUAUAAAUUAAAAUAAACAGUGAUUUGAAGACAUUAAAAA
Messenger RNA from Motacilla alba alba, 16102 nucleotides. It is a transcript of the gene GRIP1, whose product is annotated as glutamate receptor interacting protein 1. The coding region runs from base 10875 to 14495 and encodes 1206 amino acids. The record is from RefSeq and is a predicted model, not a curated record. The transcript has 25 exons. Gene Ontology annotation, molecular function: nuclear glucocorticoid receptor binding. Gene Ontology annotation, biological process: neurotransmitter receptor transport, endosome to postsynaptic membrane. Lineage: Eukaryota; Metazoa; Chordata; Aves; Passeriformes; Motacillidae.